UAUUUAAUAUUAGUACAGUGUACAGUGAAUCAGUGUUAGUGUUCUUUCUUGAAUAAAGUGAAUAGUAGAAAAUGGCUCGUACAAAGCAAACAGCCCGUAAAUCGACUGGUGGUAAGGCACCACGCAAACAAUUGGCAACAAAAGCUGCCCGUAAGAGUGCACCAGCGACUGGUGGUGUAAAGAAACCACAUCGUUAUCGUCCCGGUACAGUGGCUUUGCGUGAAAUUCGUCGUUAUCAAAAAAGUACUGAAUUGUUGAUCCGCAAAUUGCCAUUCCAGCGUUUGGUACGCGAAAUUGCCCAGGAUUUCAAGACCGAUUUACGUUUCCAGAGUUCCGCUGUUAUGGCUUUACAAGAAGCAAGCGAAGCAUAUUUAGUUGGCUUAUUUGAAGAUACCAAUUUGUGCGCCAUUCAUGCCAAGCGCGUCACAAUUAUGCCCAAAGACAUUCAACUGGCUAGACGUAUUCGUGGAGAGCGUGCUUAAAUAAAUUACGAACGAAAAAUCUCAAUUUAUAAAAAACGGUCCUUUUCAGGACCACAA
Rhagoletis pomonella (apple maggot) is the source of this 539-nucleotide messenger RNA. RefSeq names its product histone H3. The transcript has a single exon. The record is from RefSeq and is a predicted model, not a curated record. Gene Ontology annotation, molecular function: protein heterodimerization activity; structural constituent of chromatin; DNA binding. Bases 72 to 482 code for a protein of 136 amino acids. Lineage: Eukaryota; Metazoa; Arthropoda; Insecta; Diptera; Tephritidae. Gene Ontology annotation, cellular component: nucleosome.